AAGGGGGAAAUUUAAUUGAUGCUGAUCUUCAUUUCUAAUUUAACAUUUUUUUUUAUUUAUUUUUGAGCUACAAAAAUGUAAAUUGAAAUUAAAUGUAGAGAAUAAGAAUUAGAAUUUUAUUUAAUGUACAUGCAUACUUCAAGGCCAGCAUGCAUUGCGACAGUCAACAAACAGCUUUCUCAAAGGACAGCGGCGAGGCAUGAAAACAGAAGGCUAACGAGCUGCUUGCUAAACUUCGAUCUGAGCAGAGCGCGCUGCUACAUCCUUCAUCAGCUCAAGAAAGUGCCACACGGGCCAGCUAUCAGAUUUCCUGUAUUUUACAUCAAGAACAGCUAUGUGCCCAAUCCAUCGGGCUUGUGGAUGUGAUGCGUGACGUCGUCAAAAUUGUGAAUGAUAUACGCUCCAAGGCGCUCUCUCUCACCUGCAGUUCAAGGAAAUGUAGCCCAUUUUCCCUGUUUUAGAGAGGCAGGCAUGAUGAAAGAGAAGGUACCUGAGUAUGAUGCUGUUCUCAGCAACCUUUUCCAGGAGUUUGACAGUCGCUUUGAGGACUUCAGACACAAUGCUUCUGACUUUGAGUGGUUUGUUCAACCCUUCACCAUCAGUGUGGACACAGUCAGUGAUGAUCUACAGAUGGAACCAAUUGAGCUUCAGUGUGAUUCAGAACUCAAACACAAGUUCAGGUCCCUUCCCUUGACAGAUUUCUACAAACGUGUCCCCACAAACAGAUUAUACAACCCCGAGAAACCGUGCUACAACCCUGUUGAGAUUUACUCAUCUCUGCAUUUAGCAGACUGCUAGAAUUACCCAAAAGCCUGAACAUCCGCGGGAGUGCAGCGCUUCAGAAGUCCCCCUCCCCCUCACACACACACACACACACACACACACACACACACACACACACACACAGCGUGAGAGGAAAAGCGAAAAAGAGGAGCUUGCUCUUUGUAUGAAAAGUGGGUGGCUCUUAAAAGAGCCGUUGGGU
Molecule: messenger RNA, 982 nt
Organism: Ictalurus furcatus (blue catfish)
Lineage: Eukaryota; Metazoa; Chordata; Actinopteri; Siluriformes; Ictaluridae
Product: general transcription factor II-I repeat domain-containing protein 2-like
Exons: 4
Coding region: 391-798 (135 amino acids)
Source: RefSeq, a predicted model, not a curated record